Messenger RNA from Chelonia mydas (Green sea turtle), 1627 nucleotides. Its product is annotated as glyoxal reductase. The record is from RefSeq and is a predicted model, not a curated record. The transcript has 2 exons. The coding region runs from base 123 to 1013 and encodes 296 amino acids. NCBI's taxonomy places the organism in Eukaryota, Metazoa, Chordata, Testudines, Cheloniidae. Gene Ontology annotation, molecular function: oxidoreductase activity.
GAGCGGCGCGCGCUCCCUCUUUCACUUCUUCCAGCCCUUGCACCAGGAGCUCCGCUCCCCGACGGGGAUUGGAAGGUCCCGGCUCCGCCCCCUGGUCACGUGGAGGAAGUUGCGCUGGAGCCAUGGAGGAGGCGGGGGCGUCGCUCGGGCCCACGGAGCAGACUGUGCAACUGAACAGUGGAACCCGAAUGCCCCUGCUUGGCAUGGGCACUUUCCGCCUGCAAGGGGCUGAGCUGGUGUCCCAGUGUGUGGACGUUGCUCUAGCCCAUGGCUACCGCUCCUUUGACACAGCUGCUGUCUAUGGCAAUGAGGCGGCGAUUGGGCAGGCACUGGGUGCCCUGCUGCCCCGUCAUAGCCUAGCACGCUCUGACGUCUUCCUCACCACCAAGCUGGGUCCACGGGACCAGGGCAAGGCUGAGGCCGAGGCCGCCUGCCUGCGCAGCCUGGAGCAGCUGGCCUGUGGCUACCUGGAUCUCUAUCUCAUCCACUGGCCAGGCACACAGGGCAAGCCCCAAGGGGACAAGGGCAACCGGGAGCGGCGCUGGGAGAGCUGGCGGGUGCUGGAGCGGAUGUACCACGCUGGGCAGCUGCGGGCGAUAGGCGUUUCCAACUACACCCUGGGACACCUGCAGGAGCUGCUGGCCCACUGUCGGGUGCCGCCAGCUGUGCUGCAGGUGGAGUGCCACCCGGAGCUGCCCCAGCGGGAGCUGUGGGACUUCUGCCAGCAGCACGGCAUCCAUCUCCAGGCCUAUGCCUCACUGGGCUGUGGGCAGCUGUUGGGACGGGCAGAGGUAGGGCGGGUGGCGGAGCGCCAGGGACGUACCCCUGCCCAGGUUCUUCUACGCUGGGCCCUGCACCAGGGUGUGGGGGUGAUCCCCAAGUCUGUCAACCCCACCCGCCUGGCCGAGAAUGCCCAACUUUGGGGCUGGGACCUCAGCCUGGAGGACAUGGCUGAGCUGGGGGCGAUGGACUGCAGCAGGCACUACUGCUGGGACCCCAGUGGAGUGACAUAAAGUGGAAGGUGCAUGUGUGUGGGGGAAGGCAUGGUCAGGUGCGUUGUUGGGGGUAAGCAUGCGUGGCAGGGGGGAGGGAAGAUGGAAGGAACUCGGAGGUGGUGGCAGGCACAUGUGGCUGGAGAGGGUGGUGGUGCUUCAGAAAAGGGACAGGGCAGCAGGUGUGUGUGGCCAGGGGAGGCGAUGCUGCAGGAGUGGGACAGGGUGGCAGGCAUGCUUGGCUGGGGGGGGCAGUGGUGCAGGAAGGGAACAGGGUGGCAGAUGCAUGUGGCUGUGGCCGGGGCGUCUGGGGACACUGCAGGAGGGGGACUGGUUGGUAGGCGCAUGUGGCCGGGGGUGGUACUAAACAAGGGGAGUGGGUAACAGGCGCGUGUGGCUGGAGUGUAGUGCUGUGGAUGGGGGAGGCAGUGCUGCUGUGGGGAAGCGCAGUGGCAGGCGUGUAUGGUUGCGGGGACGGUGCUGCAGGCCAGGGAAUGGUGGUAGGCAUGUGUGGCUGGGGCGGGGAAGGCAGUGGGGAGCAUAGGUGUCUGUGCCUAGGAUUUGGAAGGGGGCGCCUGUGACGGUGGCUGUACCACCACAACAGAGAUGCAAUAAAAACUAAUAAAGGUAGCCAU